AUGAACAGCACUUGUAUUAAAGAACAACAUGAACUGGAUCAUUAUUUGUUUCCAAUUGUUUACAUCUUUGUAGUAAUAGUCAGCAUCCCAGCCAACAUUGGGUCUCUCUGUGUGUCUUUCCUGCAAGCAAAGAAGGAAAACGAACUAGGAAUUUACCUCUUCAGUUUGUCACUAUCAGAUUUGCUGUAUACAUUAACUCUCCCCCUAUGGAUUGAUUACACUUGGAAUAAAGACAACUGGAAUUUCUCUUAUGCCUUGUGUAAAGGGAGCACUUUCUUCAUGUUCAUGAACUUCUACAGCAGCACAGCGUUUCUCACCUGCAUUGCUGUGGACCGGUAUCUAGCUGUGGUCUAUCCUUUGAAGUUUUCCUACCUAAGGACAAGAAAGUUUGCCUUCGCUGUCUGCCUCAUCCUGUGGAUGGCAGAAAUCAUCAUCAAUAGUUACACUCUAUGGGAAGAAGACAUAGCUACAGAAUACUGCGAUGCAAAGAGUUUUACUUUAUGUUAUGACAAAUACCCUUUAGACAAGUGGCAGGUCAAUCAUAACUUGCUCAGGACGUGUACAGGUUACACCAUCCCUUUGGUCAUCCUUGUGAUUUGUAACCUCAAGGUCUAUCAAGCUGUGAAGCAUAAUCAAGCCACAGAAAACCAGGAGAAGAAGAAAAUCCUAAAACUACUGUUCGGUAUCACAUUGACUUUUGUCUUGUGCUUCACUCCCUUUCACAUGAUGCUGCUGACUCGCAGCAUUUUGGAAAAUAAUGCAAAUGUUAACCAGAGUAUUUCGAACCAGGCCCAGUCUGGGAUACAGACUUAUAAAAUAUAUAGGAUCACGGUGGCAUUAACAAGUUUAAAUUGUGUGGCUGAUCCAAUUCUGUACUGUUUUGUUACUGAAACAGGAAGAUCUGACAUGUGGAAUAUAUUAAAAUUCUGUACUGGGAAGUUUAGCAAGUCUCAAAAGCAAAGUAAAAGCAUGUGUUCUACAUCUAUAAAAGAUACUAUGGAAUUAGACACCCUGGAAUAAAAUCUAGGAAUUGUUCAUGGCUGCAUAACAUAUUGUCAUGACUGGGCUGUUACACAGAAUUUAUAGUGUGGAAGGGAACUGGGGUUUCCAAGGAGACAGAAUAUUUUGAUCUCCAAUGGAACGAUCCUAAAAUACCCUGUACAUCGCUCUGACUUUU
Condylura cristata (star-nosed mole) is the source of this 1177-nucleotide messenger RNA. RefSeq names its product G protein-coupled receptor 65 (gene GPR65). Gene Ontology annotation, cellular component: membrane. Gene Ontology annotation, molecular function: G protein-coupled receptor activity. Gene Ontology annotation, biological process: G protein-coupled receptor signaling pathway. Bases 1 to 1020 code for a protein of 339 amino acids. NCBI's taxonomy places the organism in Eukaryota, Metazoa, Chordata, Mammalia, Eulipotyphla, Talpidae. The transcript has a single exon. The record is from RefSeq and is a predicted model, not a curated record.